AUGGCGCUGACGGCACAUGCCGUCGCACGCCCUCACAGCGCGCCUGUCGCGAUUCACGGAGGCGCGUUUGUUCGCUCUAGUACCAGUGACCGUCACAUCCCCUGCGCGCAAUUCUCGCCAGGCGCAGUGGGCGCUGCAACAGGUGACGCUGACAGAGGCACGAGAGAAGCGGCGUCGGCGCGGGGCGGAAAGGCCGCAGCGCGGGGAGGAAGGGCGGCCUUGGAGUCGGAGUCGAGCGUGGAUUCGAGCAGUGGCAGCUUCCACUCGCUGGGGCUGCCCGCGGGUCUGGCGGAGCGCGUGGCGUCGCUGGGGUUUUUCGAGCCCACCGACAUCCAACGACGCGCCGUGCCCGCCCUCAUGCAAGGCACAGACGUGGUUCUCCAAUCAUUCACAGGUUCAGGCAAGACGCUCGCCUACCUGCUGCCCAUCCUCGCCUCUGUGGGCCCCCUCAGCCGCCCCUCAGCCGCCCUCUCAGACCCCACUGGGCCGGCUGGGGACGGCGGAGGGGCGGGAGAGGUAGACGGCAAGGGCAAGAGGGGCAAGAAGGGGCGCGCAGGCGGAGGGGGCGGGGGAGGCGGAGGGGGAGGGGGCGUGGAGGCGGUGGUGGUGGCGCCGUCUCGGGAGCUGGCGAUGCAGAUCGUGAGAGAGGCGGAACGCGUGCUGGGCGAGGAGCACAAGCGCUGUGUGCAGCAGCUGAUCGGAGGGGCGAACCCCCACCGGCAGGAGGAGGCGUUGAAGAAGCACCGGCCGUGCAUCGUGGUGGGCACGCCGGGGCGCAUCGCUGAGAGCAGCCGCGCGGGGCGGCUGGCGACCCACGCGUGCCGGUGGCUGGUGCUGGACGAGGCGGACAUGCUGCUGUCACACCGCUUCCGCAUGGAUAUGCUCCGCAUCCUUGACCAUGCGAAAAUCCCUUCACCACCCUGCACCCAGCACCACCACGAGACAAGCGCAUCACCAGCGGGCAGCAGAGCAGAGAGGCAGCUGGUGAUGGUGUCAGCCACGGUGCCACGGCCCGUGCUGGAGGCGGCGUGCAAGUGGGGCUCGCACCCGCUGCUCGUGCAGCAGCACGCCAUGCAGCCCAUUGACACCCGCUCUGCUGCCGCUGCCACUGCUGCUAGCCUGGCAGGCAGCUCCUCUCAUGCCACUGACUUGCUUCGUGUUCCUGCUGCUGCUGAAGCAUCAGCAGCACAUGGAGUGCUCGUGAUUCCACCGCCAGCGCAGGCAGGAGGGGUGGCAGGAGGGGUGCUGGCGUCGCUGGGGAGAGGCAGUGAGGAGGCGCCACUGGUGGCGCUGAGGGACAGCCUGCCGCCCAACCUCGAGCACUGCUACAUAGUGGUGAACAGGCGGCAUCACGUGGACGUGGUGCGGCGCUGUGUGCAUGCAUUGGAGGCGCGGUCAGCCAUGGUGUUCAUGAACUUUGGGCGCCGCCUGGUGGACGUGCAGCACAAGCUGCAGGCAAGAGGGCUGUCCGCGGCUGCGCUGCAUGGGACCAUCUCCAAGCUCGCCCGCACCAACAUCAUGUCCUCUUUCAGGGAUGGCGGGGUGCGAGUGCUGCUGGCAACAGAGGUGGGUGCGCGCGGGCUGGACGUGGUCGACUGCGACCUCGUAGUCAACCUUGAGCUGCCUGCCUCGCCCGCUCACUACGCGCACCGCGCCGGUCGCACGGGGCGGCUGGGGCGGCGCGGCGUGGUGGUGUCGGUGUGUGAGGAGCGCGAGGAGUUUGUGGUGCAGCGAGUGGCGCGAGAUCUGGGCGUGAAGAUGGAGCGUGUUGAGGUGGUGGAGGGCAGCCUCGUGCCGUAUGAGGGGCGCAUGAAGUACUGA
Molecule: messenger RNA, 1821 nt
Organism: Closterium sp. Yama58-4
Lineage: Eukaryota; Viridiplantae; Streptophyta; Zygnematophyceae; Desmidiales; Closteriaceae
Source: the annotation of a GenBank genome assembly